CGGAUGUGGAAGACCCUGGCUGUGAUGGGGGGCAGGGAGGAGCGCUCGGCGCCCCCCAGGCCUCCAGGACACGGAUCAGAGACCGAGCGGAGUGGGAGACCCAUGAGAGAAGGUGGUGCAGUUGGAAGAGCAGAGAAUGAGAACAGGUUAUACUGAUUCCAGUGUGGGUCUGAAGGGCUGAGAACCAGCAGCACCUAGGCCAGGAGAAACCACAUAUGACUUAGAUUGUGCUGGGGUUUUGACCACAAGGACUCCACAGCCCAUGUUUAAUUGGGGGAAAAGGCAUUAAAUACAGGCAAGAGUGACAGGAAGUCUGGGCAUCAGCUGAAAACUGGGACUCUUUUUGAGCUCUCCUACUGCUUUGCACAGAGAGCAGACCUCAGCUUCUGGAAAUUUGAACAGAGGGGGUGCAGGAGGCAGCAGACUAAUGUUUAAUGAACUCCCCUUAAAUUCCAGGUGGGAGUCUGUAUGACCUGCCAAGGUCACAUACUCAUUUUUCUCACUCAUGGAGGAUCACACUGAUUAAAAAGACUGUCUUGGGUCAGAUACGUUCAUUGCACAAUGGAGUCUGCAGCCUCCCUGACUGAGCUCCAGGCAGAGGCCAGCUGCCCCAUCUGCCUGGAUUACCUGAGAGACCCAGUGACCAUUGCCUGUGGGCACACCUUCUGUCAUUUCUGCAUCCGCCAGCGCUGGGAAGGUCUACAGGGCACCUUUCCCUGUCCUGUCUGCCUCUACCACUGCCCUGACAGGAAAUUGAAGAGGAACACCCAAUUAUGUUACAUGAUUGAGAUUGUUAAGCAGAUUCCCACCACAGGGAGCCAGAGGAAAUUAAAAGAAGAAAAACCCCUGUGUGGGAAGCACAAUGAGGUUUUGAAAUUUUUUUGUGACAGCGCCGAGGAAUUGUUAUGUCCUCAUUGCAAGGUCCCCUUAGACCACCAGCAUCACUCCCUGAUACCCAUUGAGGAAGCUGCUGCUAGUUACAGGAGGAAGCUCAAAAGAUACAUUGGGGCGCUGUUGGUGGAGGUUGAAGAUGCUGAAACGGAAUAUGAAAACCAAAUUGCAAAAGAUUUUGAAGUGCAGAAAAAGAUGGAAAACUGGAGGAAAGAAUUGCAGUAUGAAUGUAAAGAACUGAAGUGUUCCUUACAAGUAGAGCACAGUGUACUUAAUGCUGGUCUAUUUAUAGAAGAGAAGGAUGUUGAAGAAAAACUAACUGAAAAUGGAAGGCAAGUUUCAAACCAUAUGUUCAUACUAAACAAGUUUUUAAGUGAAAUAGCACAGAAGUAUUUACAGGCAGAUGUGGAUUUACUCACAGGUAUUGAAGAUAUCUACAAUAGGUAUGAAAAGCUAGAGACCCCAGCAGUGUUUUCAUAUGAAUUAAAGAAGAAGAUUUUCACUCUCCCCCCACAUUACUUGGGCCUGCAUAAAAUGAUCCACAUAUUUCAGGCAGAUUUGACACUGGAUCCUGAAACUGCCCAUCCAAGUCUCAUUAUCUCAAGAGAUAGAAAAAGUGUGACCUAUAGGACAUCAGUUGGUCUUUCUAAUCCCCAGGCACACACUUCUUACCCAGCUGUGCUGAGUUCUGGGGGAUUUGAUGCUGGCAGGCAUUUUUGGCAGGUAGAAGUAAGAGGUAUAGGUGCAUGGUCCUUUGGUGUGUGUAAAGAAUCUUUCCCCAGAAAUACUCCCAUAAAACCAUUGCCAAGCAAUGGCUGCUGGCAAUAUAAGCAGCGGGUUGGUAUGUUUGGCCUUUUAGGACAUCAUAAGAUUGGCAUUUUUCUGGACUAUGAGUUGGGAGAGGUUUCAUUUUAUAAUUUGAGUAACAGGUCAUACUUGUUUGCAUUUACUGACAUGUUUUCAGAGAAACUUAUGCCUUAUUUCUCCAUUGCAUCUUCUCCAGAAAGUCUUACAAUCAGUAUCAUCAGAGUCUAGUGAUGAACAAUUUGGAAGAAAUUUUGUAUGUGCUUAGUUUCUUCCCUUGUUAUUGAAAAGAAUACUUAUAAAGAUCCUGAUUCCAGUUUUGAUUUUUGAAUGUUGAAAGCUUUAAGGACUCACCCUUCUCUCCUCCCUAACCUUACACCUGAGAAAGCUAAUGAGAAAGUCCGGGUGCUCUAUCCUUGGGUGCAGGGGGGAAGUUCCAAUCAAGCAAGUUUCCAUCAGUGUCAGCAGGCUCCCAACAACAGCACCCAGUAACCAACAUGAACACCACAAGCUAGACCCCUUUCCCUGUGCUCUCAGUCAUUUUGGGACCUAUUCUAAUAUCCACCCUUCUCUCCCCUGAAAACCUCAUCAUGUGAGUAAUAAACUUUUCAUAUUCUUCUGAUAUGUUAUCAUCAGUGUGAACAUUUGAAACCAAUUUUGCAUGACUUCCACCCUGCCUAUAUAAGCUGGUCACCACCAUUGACAUUGUGAGCAGGAUUUUCCAGAUAUGAAGCCCCCCACCAGGGCGUCCUCCUCUGGCUUUGUGUGGUAACACACCCUGGUUCUCUAGGCAAGGGUGUCCUUGCAGAUUGUGCUGCAUUUGCUGAGUUUUAUGGAGGCUGUGUUGUAGAUUUGACUGACCUAAGUCAGAAGUUUCCAUAAGAAACAUUCUAUUGACUAUUAUUUUCCAUGUAAUUUUUUGGGGAAUUCUAAUCGUCUUGCUUUUGUCUCCUGUUUUAUAAUAUUUUUCCUGUUUUAUAAAAAUUUCAUGUUCAUGGCCCUAACCAGUUUGGCUCAGUGGAUAGAGCGUCGGCCUGAGGACUGAAGGGUCCCAGGUUCGAUUCUGGUCAAGGGUAUGUACCUUGUUUGCGGGCACAUACCCAGUAGGGAGUGUGCAGGAGGCAGCUGAUUGAUGUUUCUUUCUCAUGGAUCUUUCUAACUAUCCCUCUCCCUUCCUCUCUGUAAAAAUCAAUAAAAUAUAUUUUAAAAAUGUCAUGUGCAAGGCUGAGCAAAAGCAGGUUGACAAUAGUGUUACAAAUAUGUACAGUAAUUAAUAACAUAAUACGAGAAUAAACUUUUGCAUGCUAACAACUGUAAACAUACCUUUUUAAAAAUUCUCACCUGAGCCUAGAUGGAAUAGUUCAGUGGUUGAGCAUCAACCUAUGAACCAGGAAGUCACAGUUUGGUUCAAUUCUCAGUCAGGGCACAUGCUCAGGUUGUGGGCUCAAUCCCCCAGUAUGGGGUGUGCAUGAGGCGGCCUAUCAAGGAUUCUCUCUCAUCAUUAAUGUUUCUAACUCUCCCUCCUCCUUCCUCACUGUAAUCAAUAAAAAUAUAUUUAAAAUAAAGUAAAAUUCUCACCUAAUGAUGUUUAUUGAUAUAUAGAAAGAGGAAGGGAGUGAGAGCUGUGUGUGUGAGAUACAUCAAUGUGAGAGAGAAGCAUCUAUCAGUUGCUUCCUGUACUCACCCUGAACAUGGAUUGAACCCGAAGCCUAUGUGCCCUGACUGAGAAUCAAACCUGCCCACUUUUUGUUGUAUGACAAGACAUUCCAAGGAACGGAGCCACUUGGCCAGGGCAAUAAACCUACAUUUUACAACCACUGUAUGACCUGUAAAGGUCACAUGCUCAUUUUUGACCUUAUGGGAAAUUGUCAACCUUUGAGAACAUGCUUCUGUGUGGAUACCUGUAUGGUAUUGUUUACAAUGUUUGGAAAUAAAGUUUUA
Messenger RNA from Myotis daubentonii (Daubenton's bat), 3636 nucleotides. Its product is annotated as tripartite motif-containing protein 75-like. NCBI's taxonomy places the organism in Eukaryota, Metazoa, Chordata, Mammalia, Chiroptera, Vespertilionidae. The record is from RefSeq and is a predicted model, not a curated record. Gene Ontology annotation, molecular function: protein binding; zinc ion binding.